CAUAACGUCAUCACUGGUUACCUCUUCACACUCUGUUCAUAAUGAUUAGUUCAUUGUUUUAAUGUUUAAAGUUGAAAUGCUGGCAGAUCUUACACACUGAACUUUUAAAGUAUUUAAUCACAGUCACUGUAAUUGCAAUAAUUUCACCAAAUACAAUAGAGUUACUCUUAUAAAAUGUUUCAUUUAAUUUACAUCCAAUCAACAACAAAAGAAACACAAUUGCUCCACAUCCAAAAACCAGCAGCUGAUGCAAUGCAGUUCUUAGAAAAGUUUCACCAGGGUCAAAUAGCUCAGCUCCCAAAUAAAUUGCCCACUUUUCCUGAGGCAGUGCUGUAGGAAUGGUUCAAAUUUAUUGUGCGUUGCAUUUUGGAGGAUGAUCACAUGCAUGUGGUCAGUAGCAGUGAGCCAGUGACCCAGCCUACCUCUCAGGUUACACCCUAUAUAUAACCCCCCCCCCCCCUCCCUCUCCAGCACAACUUCCCUAGAAGCUCCCUCUCUUUCUACACUGGUCCUGGUGUUCUCCGCUGUCAUCUGAGAUCCCCUUUCACUGUUUACCCACCAUCAGCCUGUCAACUGUCUGUGUGCUAUGGAUUAUCAGAGAUAUCUUUUUCAACACCACCAUCACUGACUUCCUUCAACUGGCUAUCUUUGGGAGUUAGGGGGGUCUGGAGGUCUGAACUGACAGGGGCUGCAGAGGGUAGCUGGGACUUGGGGCUGCCCACAUCCCUUACUCCUUCUCCUUUCUUCUUGCUUGUUGUUUUGGGAGUUUGGGUAGAAUCUGACAGGCAGUAGUGAAGGUUUGGAGGACUACCACAACAUGGACCACACUUUGUUUGGUUGUCUGCGCAACCCUCAUGCCAUAGCCCAGGGCCUGCACCCCGGCAUCACCCAAUCACCACUGACACUGCACGGCCGGAGCGACCACGUCUCCUAUCUGGAUCUACCCAGCUCCUCGCCCCCCUGCAGCUACUCUGAAGGAGAGGACAAUAGAGUGUAUGGCGGCACAGCCAACCGAGGCCACCUGUCUCAACAGCAGCAACCUCAGCACCCGCCUGGCUGGCCCGCCCCACCGCAUAUGCUCUCACGUAACACUCGGCACAGUGUCUGCCUGCCACUGCUCAAGGCCACGGCUCCAGAACUGUGCUCGGGGUGCCCGGACUUGUGCGAAACCAAUCCCGGUUUGGGCAGUGUUGACCCCAUGGGGGCGUCCUGUGUGGCUGGGGAAUACGGCCGGCAGAAUCUGUCCUCAAAGGACAGAGACAGAAGGAUCAGUAAAGGCAAGAAUGAUAGCUCAGAGUCCCAAGACGGGAGCUAUAAGUCAGACAUGAACAGCAAGCCCAGGAAGGAGCGCACAGCCUUCACCAAAGAACAGAUCCGGGAACUGGAGUCCGAGUUUGCACACCACAACUAUUUGACCAGACUGAGACGCUACGAAAUAGCUGUCAACCUCGACCUCACGGAACGACAAGUGAAAGUAUGGUUCCAAAACAGGAGGAUGAAGUGGAAGCGUGUGAAGGGAGGCCAACAGGGAGCAGCAGCACGAGAGAAAGAGUUGGUGAAUGUUAAAAAAGGGAUGUUAUUGUCGUCUGACUUUUCAGAGACAGGAGGACUGAAGAGCUCUGCCAGCUCGCCGAGGCUGGCAACCGAGGAGGACAGUCACGACAGCGACCAGAGCUUAGAGAAUCUUCACCUAUGACCUUCCAGGAUUAUUAGCCUGGACAGAAUUGAAGGAAACCUUGGUGAGACAUACACACUUGCAUACAGCUUGCUGUGAGUAAAGUCUCCCAAUAGACAAUAAAACAAGACUCAAAGAACAUUCCAGAGAGGCUUCUCAUUGAUGAAAGUCUUGCAUUUUGCACUGUCGGAGAACUUGUUUCAGUCAAUUUGUACUGUACUUCUUAUAACAAUCAAUACAAAAAUGUUUAUAUGCCGUUGAGAAUUACCUGAAUAAGCACUCUUGCUCAUGCUUUUGAAAUUCAAUAAUUUAUCAAAAUCAAAGAGGUCCCAAGAGUGUACCUGGUGUAACUGGUAAACGUGUUUAUCCUCUUACUCUGCUUUUUGCUCUCUCUAAAAGUUUCCAUGCUUUUUACUUGCAAAACUUGGAUUUUCAAUGCAAAUAAAUCCUAAAAAUUCAAAUGUAUUGAUGGCGAUUUCAUAGCACGUAUACAUUCAGGGGCGGACUUAAACAUUAGCCACAGGCAAUGAC
Cottoperca gobio is the source of this 2206-nucleotide messenger RNA. Its product is annotated as homeobox protein MOX-2-like. Lineage: Eukaryota; Metazoa; Chordata; Actinopteri; Perciformes; Bovichtidae. The transcript has 3 exons. The coding region runs from base 818 to 1696 and encodes 292 amino acids. The record is from RefSeq and is a predicted model, not a curated record. Gene Ontology annotation, cellular component: nucleus. Gene Ontology annotation, biological process: somite development; positive regulation of transcription by RNA polymerase II. Gene Ontology annotation, molecular function: DNA-binding transcription factor activity, RNA polymerase II-specific; RNA polymerase II cis-regulatory region sequence-specific DNA binding.